CUGCAAUCACUCACUCAUGCGUGUUGCUCGCUGUUUCUGCGUGUGAUUGAUCCGAUGGACACACACACACCACUGCAUGGCCCAUGCAUGCGUCUGUCUGUGUCUCUGACUGACAAAAACACCGCACAACUUUGUACCUGCAGCAAGUACUCAGUGUCAGUCUGUACGUCUGUCUGUAUUCACGUGUGUUAUACGCAAUAUGUAUAUCUGUACAUACACACACAUGUAUAUAUAUGUAUAUAUACGCAUGUGUGUGCACCGUACGUAUACGUGUGUACGCGUAUGCGUAUGUGUGAGUGUCCACAUGUUUCCACGUAAGGUAGCGAGUGGAGCGCCCAUCUGUGGACAUGGUCCCUGGUCGCCAGGAAGUAUACUGGAGUACAAUAGUGGAGACGGUAAGACUGCACAAAAGAGCAAACACCACAACCAAGGCGUGCACCGUGCUGCACACAUGUCAAAACAGCCCCUCAGGUGUGUGUGGUGCCGGUGAAAAAAACGCGUACGCAUGCAUAGACUAAACAUCACUAUAACUAUUACAAAAUCCCAUCUCUCCGCUGCACACACACACGGCUCCCCAGACUAAGUCCCCCUUGGUGCUGCGUGCUGCCGUUGGCGCGCACGGAACUCUAGUUGGCUGACAGAUAGACACACACACACGCACAUGGGCCGCCCACCCGACCUUUUUGCGGAUCGGUGCGUGUCCUGCUCUGCUCUGCUCUGCUCUGCUCUGCUGGACAUACCCUUGAGCGUGUUCAUGAGACUGAACCAGGCGGGCUUCUUGUUGAACUUGGCGUCGUAGAUGAAGGGAUGGUCCUCUGAUGAGACACACACAGGCAGGCACGCAGGCAGGCAGGGGUGAAUGGAUGAGUGUUGGUGCAUGUGCUGUGCCAUCAGUGGCGGUUUGCUGGCUCGAGGUCUGUCCUUACUGGGCCGCCAUGUCCAUCUGUCCGACACGCCCCACGUGACGAACGCCGUGCAGUUGGGGGCCUUCAUGCAUACGCGAAGCAUGCCAGCGAAGAUUUUGGCCUGCACACGCGCAGAGACACAGGCAACCAAGAGAGAUCAAACUAAUACGGGCGGUGUUUGAGUGUGUGCUCCCACCUGCUGCUCCCGCUUCUUCUGGUUCCACCCCUGGCAGAACUGCCACUUGCCCUUGACAGGCCGGCCGCACGUCACGUCAACCUCAGUCAGCUGGACCUGCACGCGCAAGGGCACCCACCAACAGCCACACGAGACAAAGGGAGGCACAGGGGCUGUGUGGUGUCUCUCAUCGCGUGUGUGGGAAUGCACUCGCCUCCAAUCCCAUCUGGCCGAGCCGCUUGAAGUUCUGCGCCACGCCAUUGUAGUCUGCGUGACCAACAGCAUCGCACAACACACACACAGAUAUCAGGUCUCCUGGUCUAUGCUGGUCCGUGUGGAGUGAGAACCGCUCCAGUCGAGGGAGAGAUGACUGAGAAAACAAGAGCAAGCAAGCAAGCAGGAAAUCGUGUGCGGGGAUGUUGUCCUGUGAUGUGUGCGGCUGCUCACGCCUGAAAGCCAACGCCGUCAAUGGGGGCACCCCUGAGAAGAAACGAAUACGGCACACACAGGCCACCAUCCAUACGCGCGCGCGUGUGUGUGUGCAUAUCAUGUGAGUCGCCUCACCGUGCCCGCAGCUGCUUGACAAUGUGAAAUAUGGCGUCGGCCUUGCCCUUCAUCCAGCCCCGGGAGCUCUCGGCGCCGAAGUCGUUGUAGAAGAGGCGGGCGGGCUUCUUGAGGCGGCUGGCCUCGUUCUUGGCCACGCGAUGCAGCACCUCCAGGUGGUCGGGGAACUUCUUGUACAGCAUGCUCUUGCGCCACUUGGGGUUCUUCGCAGGGCUCUUCUGGGUUUGCUGAGACGAAGGAAGCCACACAGACAAAUGGAGGAGCGGAUGGACGGAUGGAUGGUGCAUGGGCGUGUGGGGUGUGUGUGUGUGUGCAGGUGGGUACCUCCAGGGCCUCGUUGGCUACGUCCCACGACUGCACGCGUGGCUGGGCGUAUCGCUUGAUGGCGUCCUUGGUGAACUUGAUGAACAAGUCGCGGAACUGUUUCUGCGGCAGCGCGUUGACCCAGCCGGGUGUGGACGAGUACCAGGCGAUGGCGUGGUAGCGAUAGUACUGCCCCUCCUUCUUGGCCAGGUCCAGCAGCGCGUCGCACUCCUUCCAGUCGUAACCCUUAUUCUUGACCCUGAUCAGUCCAACAAAGAGGGGCAAAGCGGUGGUGAGAUGUGCGUGUUGGAAGUGGAUGGAUGUGCAUGUGUACUUCAUGAUCUUUCUCAUCUUGCACUCAGACUUGGCCUGCAGGGCACCACACACACGGCAGAUGGAUUGAUGGAUUCACAAGGAUCCAUCCAUUGUGUAAAAUGCGAUUACACCCGCACCCACACUUACAUCCAUCCAUCCAUCGACCCGCCCACGUACCACAAUCAUGUUGAACUCUCGUCUGGUGAUGUCCCUGUAUUGCUUGAAGUCGUUCUGGUUGUAGAUAGACACCGCACAGCCGAAGAAGAGGUUCUUGCCCCACGCUAUGUGCCGAAAGGUCCCCGGUUGGCCCCUGCGGACGGCCUUCUUGGGAAACACGCUCUUCCAGUUGCUCACCUGGAGAAAAGGGGAGAACAAGACCAUGGCGUGGACGCAUUCGUCUGAUGCAUCGGAUCUUUGCUCACCUUGUUGAUUCGGGGCACUUGGGCAAUGCCGCGGUCAGGCAGCAGCGCCGUCAGAAGGGCGAGGACCACACAUAGAUUCCACAUGGUGAUCUCGACCCGUACUACUGCCCCCUGAGCCAACCCCUCUCUCAGCUGGUCCACAAAGAGCUGAUGACAGGGGGAAGGAG
Vitrella brassicaformis is the source of this 2851-nucleotide messenger RNA. The record is from the annotation of a GenBank genome assembly. NCBI's taxonomy places the organism in Eukaryota, Vitrellaceae.